CUUAUUGGCAUUUCAUUGAAAUUUGGGAAAUAAAGUGCCAUACAGAAGGUUAUACUCAAGAAGUUCUUACUAGUUCAGUAUGAAGGAGGGACACGAACACUUAACUGCAUUUGAUGCCAGGCAUGGCAAAUUUGAAUAACCAGGGUUGCCUUUUGUUGGUGAAUUGUGAGGCAGUCUUGGAUGAAAUUUUUUCGGGCAUUUUAGACAAGUAGGUAGUGAUACAUUUUGACAACAUAUAAACUUUUCCUGAGGAUCCUGAUAUUAAUUUCCUGUUUGCCAAACAGCAGCUUGUGUCAUCUGGCUUCGGUUCAGAGUUUACCUUUCAUCGAGACCUUAAAAAUUUAAUCACUGGCUGAGUUGCCAGAGACACAGCAGCAGAGAAAGAGAGAGCGAGGCUUCCCUGCUUUCAACAUGGCUGCUUUCAGCUGGCUGAUCGUUCUUUCCCUGCUAGUCCUCUGGUUCUGGAAGAGCAGACGUCCCAAAGGUUUCCCUUCAGGGCCUUGGCACCUGCCCCUGAUUGGGAAUCUCCUUCAGGUCAGGAUCGGGAACCUUCAGAAGGACUUGGAUCAGCUAGGAAAAAAAUAUGGUCCAGUCUUCAGUGUUUAUCUUGGAGGAACACCUGCAGUCAUAACUCAUGGAUUUCCUUCAGCAAAAGAGGUCCUUGUGAUAAAAGGCAAGGAAUUUGCUGGGAGGCCAGACUUUCCUAUAAUGGAUGCCCUCAGUAAAAAAAAAGGUAUACUGACAGUAAGAUACGGUGAAGUCUGGAAGGAGCAAAGAAAGUUUUCACUGAUGCUUCUCAGAAACUUUGGAGUGGGCAAGAAAUCAAUGGAGGAAAAGAUCUUGGAGGAGGCAACUUAUCUGAUUGAGGCAUUCACUGAAGAGACAAGUGUGCCUUUUGAUCCUCAUGAGUUUCUGCAGAAUGCAGUCAGCAACAUCAUUUUUACCAUAAUAUUUGGGAAACGUUUUGAAUAUGACAAGAGCUUCCUGAAAACUCUGCUGCAUGAGAUACAUCAAAGUUUGAAAAUGGCACUGGGACCGUGGGGCUUGCUUUACAACGUGGUGCCCUUAGUGAGGAGGCUUCCUCUGCCCCAUCAGAGAAUACUAACAUCUUCAAAGAAAGUAGAAGCUUUUUUUGAAAAAGAGGUGGAAGAGCACAAGGCGACCCUGGUUCCUGGAGAACCCCGGGAUUUCACUGAUGCAUAUUUGGAAGAAAUGCAGAAGGCAGAGAGGAAAAGUUCCAGUUUUGAAGACGAGCAGCUACGAGUCUUAUUGUGUGACCUGUUCUUGGCUGGAACAGAGACAAUGGCAGGAACGCUUCUAUGGGGAUUCCUCUAUUUGAUGGCCUUCCCAGAGAUCCAAGAAAAAUGCCAGAAGGAGAUAGAUGCUGUUCUGGGAAACAAUGCAAGCCUGAAGUAUGAAGAUAGAGAGAACUUGCCCUACACAAAUGCCGUCAUUCAUGAAAUCCAACGCAUUUCAAAUGUUGCUCCUCUUGGACUACCUCACGCAACCAUUCAAGAUGUACAGCUUUUUGGAUAUAAAAUUCCCAAGGACACCAUGGUUUUUGUCAAUCUCCAUUCUGCCCAUUUUGAUGAAUCUCAGUGGAAGUUCCCAAAAGAGUUCAACCCCUCCAACUUCUUGAAUGAAAAGGGAGAGUUUGUGAAGCCGGAAGCCUUUUUGGCAUUUUCAGCAGGACCAAGAGCCUGCUUAGGGGAAAACCUGGCCCGGAUGGAGCUCUUCCUCUUCUUCACCAGCAUUUUGAGAAACUUCCAGUUAUUGUGGCCAGAUAAAUCACAAGCACCAGAU
This is a messenger RNA of Python bivittatus (Burmese python), 1803 nucleotides long. The record is from RefSeq and is a predicted model, not a curated record. Lineage: Eukaryota; Metazoa; Chordata; Lepidosauria; Squamata; Pythonidae.